Messenger RNA from Knipowitschia caucasica, 1275 nucleotides. The record is from the annotation of a GenBank genome assembly. NCBI's taxonomy places the organism in Eukaryota, Metazoa, Chordata, Actinopteri, Gobiiformes, Gobiidae.
AUGCACCUCAAUGCCGAACGACAGGUUGUGAAGGUCGGAACGAACAACGAGUGUUCAUUGGAAGAACAUGAGCAGAGGUUGCUGCGGGUGCUUCAUCGGUUGAAGCAGUACGGCCUGAAGCUCUCUCCGGAAAAGUGCAAGUUUUUCCAGACGUCGGUGAGAUAUCUGGGGCACAUUGUGUCAGAGGAGGGAGUGAAGACGGAUCCAGAUAAGCUUCAAGCUCUGAAAUCCUGGCCAGUUCCCAAAACACUCAAAGAGCUCCGUUCAUUCUUAGGUUUUGCUGGCUAUUACAGGAGGUUCAUCAAAAGUUAUGCUGCCAUCGCUAAACCGUUAAAUGACCUCACACGUGGUUAUGCACCCACUUCCAAGAACCGAGCGAAGCCCAGUCCAGACAAGAGCUAUGAUGUGAAGCAGCCUUUUGGAGAGCGAUGUAUGGUGUCAGUAGCGUGUCAGUAUCGUGUCAGUAUCGUGUCAGUAUCGUGUCAGUAUCGUGUCAGCAGCGUUAUGGUGUCAGUAGCGCGUCAGUAUGGUGUCAGUAUGGUGUCAGUAUCGUGUCAGUAUCGUGUCAGUAUCGUGUCAGUAUGGUGUCUGUAUGGUGUCAGUAUGGUGUCAGUAGCGCGUCAGUAUGGUGUCAGUAUGGUGUCAGUAGCGUGUCAGCAGCGUGUCAGUAUCGUGUCAGCAGCGUGUCAGUAUCGUGUCAGUAUCGUGUCAGUAUCGUGUCAGUAUCGUGUCAGUAUCGUGUCAGUAUCGUGUCAGUAUCGUGUCAGUAUCGUGUCAGUAUCGUGUCAGUAUCGUGUCAGUAUGGUGUCAGUAUCGUGUCAGUAUCGUGUCAGUAUCGUGUCAGUAUCGUGUCAGUAUCGCGUCAGUAUCGUGUCAGUAUCGUGUCAGUAUCGUGGAUUCGCCUCCACUUUCACCGACAAAACUGCAUCUGACUCUCCAGACGCACUGCAGCUGCUGAAGACCCCGGAGACAGAGCAGAAGGAGCCCAGUGCUGUCCAGGCCUCUGUAAUGAGAGCGGCCCCUGUCCCCGGCUCUCCCGGGCUCCCAGCUCUGCACUGCUGCAGAUUUAUCAUCGCUCAAAAGGACGUCUGGAACCACAGGGCCUCGUUCAGCAGGAGCGGCCCCCAGCGGCUCUCACCGGCCCCCAGCAGCCCCAGCGGCCCCCAGCAGCCCCAGCAGCCCCAGCGGCCCCCAGCUGCCUCACCUCAGGUCACACUUCACACACGCAGACACAGACAGUUCGGAAAAAGUCACUUAACUUGUGUUGGAUCCUAA